Neocloeon triangulifer is the source of this 5693-nucleotide messenger RNA. RefSeq lists its product as uncharacterized. Bases 356 to 4672 code for a protein of 1438 amino acids. The transcript is spliced from 12 exons. Gene Ontology annotation, molecular function: cysteine-type endopeptidase activity; protein binding. The record is from RefSeq and is a predicted model, not a curated record. NCBI's taxonomy places the organism in Eukaryota, Metazoa, Arthropoda, Insecta, Ephemeroptera, Baetidae. Gene Ontology annotation, biological process: proteolysis. Gene Ontology annotation, cellular component: cytoplasm.
GCAACAAUUUUCUUAAUUAAAGAUCAAUAUAUUGCCUAUUAUUGUCUAUGCAGUUUUUCUAGUUUGCAACCAUUCGCAACUGAGACUUUUGCAUUGCUUUUUCCAUAAGAGGCUUUUAUGGGAGCACAUCGAUGAGCGACGCGUGGCGUGAUCCUCAGCCGGGCAGCACAAUUUUGCCUUUCCCAGCAAGUUUUCUGCUCUUGGAAGAUUUGGAAUCGGAGCAAAAAGCCGCAGAAGACGUUCCUGCACGAACAGGAUUUGCAAAGAAGCUUAAUACAUCGUAAAUGGAUUCAAAUAUUGCGUAAAACACCGCAACAACAACAACCAAGUUAAUUUGAGAAGCAAAAGCCUAAAAAUGGGCAGAAAGGGGCACGGUACAUUCCCGGGAGUCACACUGGUGGAAAAAGCAAUAAACAAAUCUAGCUUGGGCUAUUUCAGCACAUCGGACGGGAAUUCGAGAGAAAAUGCAGACGUUACUUUUGUUCUACUUCUCCAUUACCAUUUUGAAUCUUCCGACUCAAGUGUCAUAACAGAUGGUGUCGAUGAAGACGUUCAAAAUCUCAAACGCACGUUUGAAAACAGACGAAGAUGCAAAUUUCGUGAAUUGAACUUGCGAGCUAAUAUUCUUCUGGAAGUGGAAGAAAUGCUGAACAGAUGCAUAGGACAUGAAGUGCCGUCUGUUUUGAUUUUGAUCGUUUUGUCACACGGAAUGGCGACACAAGAGGAGUUGCAUAAAUCUGAAGAUCCCAAUCAAGAGCUCUUGAGAGUGCUUCAAGAAAACAAAAAACUUUUCAACUGCCUGAAACUUGUGUUCUUUAAGCCAUGCAGAUAUAGUCUGGAAGAACACAAGGUGGUGCAUCCAAUGGAAGUUGAUCAAACUCAAAGCGUCGCAGAGCCAUCCAGAAAGAAUCGGGCGAGGAUGGUGGACUGGGUUGACUGGAUGCAUAAUUUUGUAAUUGUGUACUCGACCGUUGAGAGUAAAGGUACGUUGGUACGCAGAAACACAAAAGGGACGUUACUCGUGAGAGCUCUUUGCGACGAGUUGAACAAUAUGUCAGAAGACAAAAGUUUGGCUCACUUUUUGACGUCGGUUCAGUUCAGAGUACAUUCAAUUAGCACCGAGGUGUAUCAAGAGAAAGGAAAAACGCCAGAGUUCAAAAUCUUCCCACUGGACAGGAAGUUUUCCUUCUCUCCGUUGAAUGAAACUUUAGAUCGCGGUGGAACUCGCAUUGUUCAGCAUCAGCUCAAUUACAAAUGGCAUUGGAAACCGGGAGUAACAAGGAAAAGAAGGGCUUUAAUUUUCUGCAUGGAAAUGAGCAAACCAAUAAGACAAUUGCAAAACGCGCUGGUUCAUAAUCUGCAAUUUGAAACGAAUUUGGCAUUCAUCAAUGAUACAAUAUUACAAUCGGAAAAAAGCAGCUUGCAGGACUACGACUGUUUUGCUGCAUUUUUCUUCUCACAAAUGAGCAAAGACAUCAACGGAAAAAUUUGGAUUGAAUGUGACAAGAAAAUGGUGCCUGUUGGAGAAAUUGUUGACAGAUUUUUGGGACCAGAAAGCGAGGAAUGGAUAGGAAAGCCGAAGCUGUUUUUCUUCAUCAAUGAAGCGCUGAGCGGGGAAAAAAUUGAGAUGACUUCGAGAAUUGAUUCUGCCCAUAGAACAAAACACAGCGAAACUCUGACCUUUUAUUUGGACGCUCAAGGAUUGCUGAACGAUUUUGUAGGAAUAUUCGAGAGCCAAAAAUUAAUGGAGGAAUCAAGUUUGCAAGAAUUACUGAUGAAUUUGUUGCUCAAAGAACAUUCUAAAUUUUCGAGCUGCUGCCUGGUUUCUUCCUUGCAAUAUCUGCUUCAUUUCCCAAAAGGUGAGAUCUUCGUUGAGCCUCAGUUGCGCUUGAAUUUGGGCGUGAAUGUGCAGCAUUUAACGUUCCAUCAAACGGUCAGAAUAGCAGAAAAAAUGAUGGAAAAUUCCAAUCUCUGCAUUCUGACGGCACCUCCAGGCAUGGGAAAAACCAAACUUCUGGGCCAAAUUGGACGAGAAUUGAAAGAUAGGUCGCGUCACAGCUUAAAAAUUUUUAAUGUGAGAUUGAUAGACUUGUAUGCGAACUUUGGUGAAAGAAAGGUUCAAGGUCCAUCUUUCUUGCAAGCUAUUGCGGAAAAUGUGGAAGAAUCUGCAGAAAACUUAAUGAAGCUGAUUGCAGAAGAAAAUUUUAUGCUCAUGUUGGAUGGAUUCGACGAAAUUCCGAAUUUUUACCAAAAUGAAGCCAUUCAAAAUAUCAUCAAAUUAAUCAAGGCAAACGUACAAGUUUGGAUUUCUACGAGGCCGCAAGCAGAACAAUUGAUCACAAAUGCAACAAGUGAAAUCACGACAUGUAGAUUUGAAAUUUUGCCGCUGCAGGUCGAUCAGCAAAUAGAGUUGCUUAAGGCUGUCGCUCCACAGUUCAGUGAAAGCAAAGUCAAGUUUUUGUUGCUAAACUCGAAUCUGGGCCCUGAAGUCUUGGGCAAUCCACUGCACUUGUUGACUUUCACAGACGUUGUGGCAAAUUCGACGCUGAAGGCAAGUUCCUUGAUGGAAAUUUACGAAAGUUUCACACAUUACAGGAUUGACCAAGCACUGAAGAGGAAAGGAAUGAAUCCCUUAUUUGUGCAGUACUCGAAGAAAAUAUUGAGAGAUUUGGCAGUGGCAGUCGUUUCAAAGGGAAACUCGUGGUUAGCCUCAGACAUGGAAGGUAUUGAUGAAGUAAUUGACACAGGCAUUGUUUCAGUGAGAAAUGGAAAAGUGAAUUUUGUCCACCAAACCUAUGGCCACUUUUUUGCUGCCCAGCGAUUCAUCGAAGAAAUUAAAAACGGUGUUUUGUCGUGUCCGUUCCUACUGCUCCAAGAUUUCGACCAUGUGCGCAAAUUUUACGAUUCCUAUCUCUCAUCUGAAGACUUCUUGUCUGCACCUGAUGCUGAAUUCCUGGAGAAAUGCAUCACGAAUCACUUCAUAGUAAAUAUUGUGAUCAAGGAAGAUCUGGUCAAAAUUUUUCAGCACUCAAAGAUGUACUUGCCUUUUGCAGACGAGGAAAGUUUGUGUGCGGCAUUUGAAAAUAGCGAGCGCAUAGCCUUGGAACUCUUGGAAAUGGUCGACGCAGACCAAACUGAAAAUCUGCGCCAAGCACUCGUCAAGAAGCUUCCGAAAAUCGUGGAGAACAAUUUCGUCAAGAUCUUCUCCAAAUUAAUAAAUGUUUGCCGCCAGAGAAGCUUAGAUUUGAGGUUGAUAUCGAAAGGUGACAAUGACAAGGAGGAGAAAAUCAAUUUACUUGAAAAAGCAGCCGAGAGAAUGCACGACGCGAUGCUGAACAAAAUAUUGGAAGCAGAAAUAUUCGAGGCUGGUGAAAAGGAAGACGCUUUGUUCACAGCCGUUCGCAGUGGUCAUUUGAACAGCGUCCAAGCUUUAUUGAAACACGGAGUUGACUUGGCACACAAGGACGAAAAGGGCAGAACUGCUCUGCACGUCGCAGCCAGCAGAGGAAAUCUUGAGAUUGUCAAACUUCUGAUCCAACCGAACAUUGAAAUAUCCGAAGUUGACGAAGAGGGCUGCAACGCUGUCCACAUCGCAGCAGCGUGCAACGACGCCACGCUUGACGUUGUCAAAUAUCUGCACUCGAUGGACAAGGAACUCGUCAAAGGAAAGACCGGAAAAGGGCAGAAUCCGUUGCACCUCGCUGUGUGGCACAAUCGCUCAAGCUCGAUGGUUUAUUGGCUCGUCGAGGUUGCAGGUGUUGAUGUGACCGAGAGGGACGUGGACGGAUGGAACAAUCUGCACUUCGAGGCUUAUGGAGGAAAAAAUGCCGAAUUGCUGGAUUAUCUGGUGGUUUCUGAAUUAAAAAUGGUGCGUCAGCAGGCGUCGGAUGGAAGGACGGCCUUGCACAUUGCGGCUGACAAGGGAAACUUUGUGCGUUGGUUCGUUGAAAACGGAGCUGACGUUGAAGUCGGUGACAAUGAUGGGUGGAACGCUUUGCAUUUCGCCGCUCGAGCUGGAAAUUUUGGAGUCAUCAAGUAUCUAUUUGAAAAGAAGCCUCAAUUGAUUCAGUGCAAAGACAAGAAAGACAUGUCUGUUCUUCACCUGGCGGCGAGCAAUGGAAAUUUGGAAAUUAUCCAAUGGUUGUUCGAACGAGCAGGUUUAAAGACGGAUGUGUUAGACAACUCUGGACUAAAUGCCCUUCACGUGGCGACAAACAGUGGCCACUUUGAAGUUGUCAAGUAUUUGAACCAAAUCAAUGGUGUUCUGAUACAUCAAGUGGCGAUUGAUGGGAGGUCGGCACUGCACCUGGCUGCAGGAAAGGGUUACGAACCCUUGUGCAGGUGGUUGAUUGAGAACGGUGUGUCCGUGGACCAUGUGACGAGCAAGGGCUGGAAUGCGCUGCACUACGCGGCCCUGAAUGGAAACCUCGAGUUGGUAAAAUAUCUGAAUUUGUUGAACCCGACUUUACUCUUCAAAAAAACCAAGGACGAUAAAACGGCGCUUCACCUAGCCGCGUACAGUGGAAACGAUACUUUGUGUCAAUGGAUGCUUGAGAAAGGAUUGGCUGUUGAUGCUGUGGACGCUGCGGGCCACGGCGCCCUCCACUACGCAGCCAUCAAUGGCUACGUCAUGCUUGCGGAAUAUUUCCAUCGCAAAGUGUCCAGAUUUUGAAUGUGUUAAUCAUGGAAAGGCACACUUUGAACCAAGUAUGUUUAUAAAAUUUAAUUUAAUUUUUUUUAAAAAGAUUAAAAUCCAAAAUUAUUUCAAUUUUAUGCAACUACAAAAUUGAAAGGGCUACUUUUCGGGUGCAAUUUGAUGUUAAAAUUGGAAAGAUCGGAUGAUAAAUUACUGGGGUUAUUGAAGAAUAACUUGAAUGAACCCAGGGAAACCAUAUUGAUUUUAAUUAUAAAUGUUGAGGUUGAAAUAUGCAUCCAAGAGAAAUGAAAAAAGUAAUUUUGUUAAUUAUUAUUAUUUGAAAUUGAAAGAGAAAAAAUUGAGUACCCUACAACUGUGACACAAACUGAAAGACAAGACCCAAACACAUGACAAUAUAAAAAAUAAUCUCCGUACAGCGUAAAAGUAUGAAUAUAAAAUUUCCUUUGCAGCUAAAAUGAUAUAAAGCGUCUUAAAAGUGCCAACAAGGAAUAAUGAUGGAUUGAUUGAAUUCUUCUGAAAAUUGAAUCCAAAAGAGCUAAGUUUUUAAUAAAAUGCCGUUAAAUCGUCGGCGAAAUUAUUAUCGAAACUACAAAAUAAAGAUCUCAGAAUCAUAAUUCUAUAGAAUUGCAACUAAAAGUGAUGGAGUGUAAGAAUUAUGCCGGGAAAUAACUACGUCACUGUUCGCAAAAGCUCAUUCAAGCCGAGCCUGUUGAGAUAUCUGGAGCAAACAAACCGCUUUCAGCAAGGAAUUUUAAUUAUCUGUGUGUGCAAAAGUGUUGGCACUUGAUACCUACUUUUUGUCCGCACAGCAGUAAAUGUUAUUUAUUAUUGAUACCUCUUAUAAUUUUGUUAGAAUAAAAUGGCUAAUAUAAUUUUAGACUGUGAAAAAAUACUUCAUUGGGUAUCUUUGUUCCCAGUCCAAAUUUAUUAUAAUAAUAAUAAAUAAAUAUAAUCAUUGUCAAACAUAUUUUGCUUGUGCUUUGUUCGUGUUUUCAUUUUGUGCACCAAAUAAAAAAAUCAGGUUUUAUAUGCAUAA